GGGCGGGGCGGUCCGCGGCCGCCCCCGCGGGCUCCGGUGCGUCAGGGCGCGUCAGGCGGGGCGGGGCGGGGCUGAGCGCGGGCGGCGGCGGCGGCGCGCCGGGGCCUCCUCCUCUCUUCCCUCCUCCUCCGCCUCCCGCACUCCAGCAGCCGCCGCCGGCCGGACGGGCGCAGCUCCCGCCGCCUCCGCUUCUCUCCCGCCGCCGAUCCCGCGCCCGCGCGCCCCUGCCCGGCAUGUCGGCGGCUGUGGCGUGCGUGGAUUACUUCGCCGCCGACGUGCUCAUGGCCAUCUCCUCGGGAGCCGUGGUGCAUCGCGGGCGACCCGGCCCCGAGGGCGCGGGCCCCGCUGCCGGCCUGGAUGUGCGCGCCACGCGCCGCGAGGCCACGCCGCCCGGGACCCCUGGGGCACCGCCACCGCCAGCCACCGCUCCGGGGCCGGGAGGCGCCACCGCUGCGCCCCACCUGCUGGCCGCCAGCAUCUUGGCGGAUCUGCGAGGCGGGCCGGGAGGCGCCACCGCAGCCAGCACCGCGGGGGGCACCUCACCGGCCUCCUCCUCCUCGGCCGCUUCGUCUCCUUCUUCGGGCCGCGCCCCCGGCGCCGCCAAGAGCCACCGGUGUCCCUUCCCGGGCUGCGCCAAAGCCUAUUACAAGUCUUCGCACCUCAAGUCACACCUGCGGACGCACACAGGUGAGCGGCCCUUUGCCUGUGAUUGGCCUGGCUGUGACAAGAAGUUUGCCCGUUCCGAUGAGCUGGCCCGCCACCACCGGACACACACAGGCGAGAAGCGGUUUCCCUGUCCCCUGUGCACCAAGCGCUUCACCCGCAGCGACCACCUGACCAAGCACGCCCGACGCCAUCCCGGCUUCCGUCCGGAACUGCUCCGGCGACCUGGUGCCCGCAGCGCCUCCCCCAGCGACUCGCUGCCCUGUAGCCUGGCUGGCAGCCCCUCCCCUAGCCCUGUCCCCAGCCCAGCUCCUGCCGCCUUGUAGAGCCCUGGCUACCCACCCUGAGAGUGGUCCGCUUGCCACGAAUCGGCAGGGAUUUCCAUCAAGGGACACGCCUGUCCUCUGGAGAGCCCGUGUCCUGGAGUCCCAGCCCACCUCAAGGAGGCAGCCAGGGUACUGAGAACGGACUUGGGUCACCUGGGGGCCUGGAAGGUGGCCUAGGGUUCUGUCUGUAAAUAGCCAUGAUCAGCUGUCCCAUCCCCUCUGCAGGGACCCCUAAAUGGGCAGUCAGCAGGCCCUCCCUUUCCCCUCCUGCCACCCUCUGCCUUCCCUCCUGGGUGGCACUGGGCACGAAGCCCAGACCCAGUACCACUCCUUCAGCCCCCAGUCACUCCUCCAGCUUGGGACACAAGUACACAGAGCCAUAGGAGACUGGGGCUUCCCGCGGGCCCCAGCGUGUCCCCACUCCACUGAAAGCCAUUGGCGGAAGUUCAGGGAAAUGGGUCGUGCAGCCUGGCUGACGCCCUGCCAUGGGUACUCAAAUCUCAGGUGUCCACAGGUUCUGCCCUCAGUAAGGGCCUCCCCGUGCUCCUAGCCCCAGAAGUACAAGAGACGCUACAGUUUUCAGAGGAGAACUUAGGGGGUCUCGGGCAGGGGUGUGGAGGUCCCUUACAGAGCAUCACCACUCACUUCAGGGUGUGGUGCUGGGCAGGUGGGAAACGUUAUUUAUUGUCCUCUCUGACUGCUGGUAAAGGGGCCCUGGCUUCCCCUAUCUGGGUGUGCAUAUGUGUGAGAGAGACAGUGGGUAUCUGAUGCCUGGGGCUCAGCCUCCCUGCUCCCACUGGGUUAGAGUCCCUGAGUUUGGCCUUGGUGGCCUUGCGUCUCAGACAAUCUUUUCUAGGACCCCUGUGGCCAUCAGACUAGGGGUGUAGGGCUCUGCCAUGCCCUCCACAUUCCUGGGUGUCUGCAGAGGGUGGCCUUGGACUCCAGGGCUGAAGGCAGGGGCCUCAGCUUCUGGGCCUCCUGGGGUAACUCAUUUUUUUUUUUUUUUGUUCUGUUUUUUUUUUUUUGUUUGUUUUGUUUUGUUUGCUUUUUAAUUUUUUUUUUUUUUUUUUUUUUUUUUUGAUGGGAUAGACUAUUUUUUCAGGCUCCAGUUCCUUGUUCCAGGGGGUCCUUUUGUGUGGCCACCGUCCUCAGGGGUAUGAGUGUUGGGGGGGGAAGGUCUCACAGUGAACAUGGAAGUGGAUUGGGGAGGUCUCUCAGGAGAGCCUUUCGCAGGGUCCUCUUUCUACUGCAGUUUGGAGUUCCUUUUCUAGAAAGGCAAUUAGGGACAACCCCCACCCCCCAGGAAUUGGGGACCCAGAGAUAGCUGAGCUGCCCUGUGUAGGCUGUGGGAGGUUUCUGGCAUACCCAGUUUGUUCCAGAACCUUCCAUCGUCCAGUGAGGGAGGCUUUGGGUAAAGCCACCUUUACCUGAGCCUAUGUGUGUGGGGAGGGGUUACCCUUCUAGAGCUGGGCUCUUAGGGUCCUGGGCCAGCCCUCCUCCCAGGUACCAUUUGCCCCUUCUCUUUGGCCACAGAAAUGAGAUGCCUUAGUUGUGGGGUGGGGUGGGGGGCUGGGGCCCCAUUCUUCUUGUGUCUUUUGGAUGUAUCCUGCUUCAUCCGAGCUCUUGCUGGUCCCCUGUUCUUCCUGCAAACGGGGUCUGAGGUCCAUAAGCAACCAGAGCUUUCCUGCCUCCCUCCCUCCCUCCCUCCUAACUUCACGUUCUGGUUGGUCACUGGGACCUGGGUCUAACCAUUGAGGGGCGAUGUCUGCGGGGCAGUCAGGACAAGAGUCUAAGGGAUUUGUUCUUUCUGUGGGGGCACCCCUCCUCCAUUCCGCCUGGCCUCUCACCCUUGUAUUUAAUUAAAGAAGCCCUUUUUUAAAACCUG
Messenger RNA from Psammomys obesus (fat sand rat), 2874 nucleotides. It is a transcript of the gene Klf16, whose product is annotated as KLF transcription factor 16. The coding region runs from base 234 to 989 and encodes 251 amino acids. The record is from RefSeq and is a predicted model, not a curated record. NCBI's taxonomy places the organism in Eukaryota, Metazoa, Chordata, Mammalia, Rodentia, Muridae. The transcript has 2 exons. Gene Ontology annotation, biological process: regulation of transcription by RNA polymerase II. Gene Ontology annotation, molecular function: DNA-binding transcription factor activity, RNA polymerase II-specific; RNA polymerase II cis-regulatory region sequence-specific DNA binding.